AUGGGGUCUUGUAUUGUUCGUGAGAAGACCGUUCGAAUUGCGGGUUAUGACAAUGUGGUCUUGGACCCGACCCGAACGCGCGAAGUUAAAGAGACGUUGGCUAUGGACAACAUGCGGUUCGACAAUGUCACGAUGAUCGAAUGGGACCUGAAGGACAAGGAGUAUGAAAUCAUUUUAGGUCAUCUAUCGUUUCGCCAGUACAAUCCGGUUAUAAAUUUGCGAGAUCAAAUGAUCACAUCGGUGGAAGAAGAAGUGAAAACUAAUGCUCUGUUCACGAAGGAUGCGAAGGAUGAAUUCUUAAGCUGA
This is a messenger RNA of Aphanomyces invadans, 306 nucleotides long. RefSeq lists its product as hypothetical. The record is from RefSeq and is a predicted model, not a curated record. NCBI's taxonomy places the organism in Eukaryota, Oomycota, Saprolegniomycetes, Saprolegniales, Verrucalvaceae. Bases 1 to 306 code for a protein of 101 amino acids. The transcript has a single exon.